Lycium ferocissimum is the source of this 962-nucleotide messenger RNA. RefSeq names its product methyl jasmonate esterase 1-like. The transcript has 3 exons. NCBI's taxonomy places the organism in Eukaryota, Viridiplantae, Streptophyta, Magnoliopsida, Solanales, Solanaceae. The record is from RefSeq and is a predicted model, not a curated record. Gene Ontology annotation, molecular function: methyl jasmonate esterase activity; methyl salicylate esterase activity; methyl indole-3-acetate esterase activity. Bases 75 to 962 code for a protein of 295 amino acids. Gene Ontology annotation, biological process: jasmonic acid metabolic process; salicylic acid metabolic process.
UAGUCAAGGUGAAAAAGUCGACGGAUGACAUAGCUGCAUCUUCCUUAGCUUGAAGGUCAAUAUAAGUUCUUAUUAUGUCCAUAUAUGCUUGUCAAAAGGAGAAGAUGAAGUUUUUGAUCCUAUGCUUUGUUCUGCUCUUCUUAGUCCAAGUUGGCUAUGCAAAAGGAUCUGAGAAGCAAUCGCCUAAACUUAGCAAACACUUUGUGCUAGUACAUGGUUCAUGUCAUGGAGCCUGGUCUUGGUACAAGUUAAUGGCCUUAAUAAGAUCUUCAGGACACAAUGUAACAGCUAUUGACUUGGCUGCUUCUGGGAUUAAUAAUCAACAGCCACUUGAUGUUCCAUCUAUUUCUCAGUACUUUAAGCCACUGAUGAACUUCAUGACUUCUCUUCCUCCCAAUAAGAAGGUGGUCAUUGUUGGUCAUAGUCUUGGUGGACUCGCUAUUGCUCGGGCCAUGGAAACCUUUCCAGAAAAGAUCUCUGCUUCUGUUUUUAUCUCCGCCGUGAUGCCUGGACCAACGCUCAACGUUUCAACACUCAUGAAAGUGUUGCUCAGGCAACAAAAUCCGCAGCUUGAUAAUCGUUAUACGUAUGAUAAUGGACCUAAUAAUCCUCCAACUACAUUCAACUUUGGCCAAAAGUACCUAGCGGACUAUGUCUACCACCUUAGCCCUGUAGAGGAUUUGGCACUGGCAAUCACAUUAGUGAGACCAAUGUAUUUGUACACUGAUGAAGACAUGUCAAAGGAGCUAAUCUUGUCACAGAAGAAUUAUGGAUCGGUUAGUCGAGUCUUUAUCAUAUCUAAUGAAGAUAAAGUAGUACCAAGGGAACUUCAAGAAUGGAUGAUUGAAGGAAAUUCCCCUGAUCAAGUGGAAGUGAUUGAAAGAUCUGAUCACAUGGCCAUGAUGUCAAAACCUGUUGAGCUUUUUGUUCAUCUUAUGCACAUUGCUAAGAAAUACUACUAG